Molecule: messenger RNA, 1051 nt
Organism: Conger conger (European conger)
Lineage: Eukaryota; Metazoa; Chordata; Actinopteri; Anguilliformes; Congridae
Product: transcriptional and immune response regulator-like
Exons: 1
Coding region: 132-434 (100 amino acids)
Biological process (GO): endothelial cell activation involved in immune response; negative regulation of Notch signaling pathway
Cellular component (GO): cytosol; nucleus
Molecular function (GO): Notch binding
Source: RefSeq, a predicted model, not a curated record
CGCAGGCAGCGCCACUACUCUUCACUCCUGCCUCUCACACACAGAGACUGACCUGACUCAGCCUUGCCUAAGCAGUCAGCGAGUUUCACAGCCUUCAGCCUUUGCCGGCAAAGAAAAGAGGCGAAUCAAAGAUGUCUUCUUACGUAUCUUCGGACUGCCACCGCGUCAGCCCCUCCGUCCACGGGAACAAGUUCGACACGGCGCACCGCAAGAAAGCCGCGGCUAACAUCUUCGAGAACGUGAACCAGGACGCGCUGAUGAAGCUGUUUCAGAAAACCGGAGACAUGAAGGCGGAGGAGAGGGUGAGGAGCAUCUUCUCUUUCGCCCACGAUCCCGAGGAAACGUCCAAGGCUCUGAUGGCGCUGAAACAGAGGAAGAAGGACAAGUUCAUGCAGAUCGCGCGCAUGGUGAGGCAGCUCCUGAAACUGCAUUGACUCUGACCGCCCAAACGGCUCUGGCUGAGCCGACGUUACGUUUUUGCGACAAGAUGCGAGUGAGUCGAAAUCGACUGCUAAGGAUGCUGCUUCGACGAAGGAUCAAGACAAUGCCUGGAGAUGAUCGCUACGAACUGUUACAAAACUGUUUGGUUAUGGUGCUACGGGGCAAGAGGACAAGCCGGUCCCGUGUGGAUCCCGGAUAGCCUGUUCUGAGGGAGACAACAGAUGGACAGAACGCUGAGCUUUUAAUACGGGUUAUUUUCCCGAAAACACUGCAACCAGGAUACAUGCACAAACUAGCCAGCCUGACGGCUUCUCCUUGACUGUAUGCAUUUGUUUGAAUGCGUUGACUUCAAUUUGCACCUUAUAGGUGCACAAGCUUUGCUGGUGCACACAAUAUAUUGAGACUGGUGCCGAAGAAAUCGCCUGAAAAUGCCUCAUUACCUACUUUGAAAUCGUUUGAUGCCUUGUCUCUGUACCAGUUUAAAAUUGUGAUACCUGUUUAACACGAAUUAGUGGCCACUAAUUUAUUUUUCAGCAAAUGUUAUGGUAGAAAAUAUCAUGCAUUUAAUGUGUUUGCAAUUUCAUUAAUAAAUUAUUAUUUUACUGAAAAA